AUGGAUACUAAGAUUGGGUCCAAACUUCGUCGUCGACCUCCUCCCCUUCAGAUAUCGGGUGGUUUUGAAGCUGCCACUUUGUCACCAGGCCUGGCUUCAGCAACGUCCAGCUUGGGCUUCGGAGGCCUCUUGACUCCAAAGACUCCCACUGACCGACGUAAGCAUUCACUCCUAGGCGUUGAUAUCAAGGGCGGUUCUUCCCCGAUUGCGAUGCGUUACAACCCUGCCGCACCCACAACACCGGGCGUUCCCCUGCCGGAGGCGCCAGCGAGCCCGACAUCACCGUAUUCACCAACAGCGGCAGAGUUGCCCGGUUCACUGCUGUUAGCAAGCCAAGGUUUCCCGCAAACAAACCCCAUAUCACCCCCGCCGUCUCUGCGAUUGCUUCGCAGGACCACUGAUGAUUCCAUCAUAAGUUCUGUGCCAACACUCUCAACCUCCGCGUCUACCGAUGACGAUGACGGGACAAUGGAAGCUCUGCGAAAUCUGACCACCCCUUUGAGAAAGCACGAUCGAUCUGCUCAUAGCACCAUGCCUUCUUACACCAUCGGCAGCCGCGUCCCUGCAGAUGCACACAUCACGCAGCCAUUCACUGCAAUGACCAUCGAGGAGUUGCUGGAUAAACUGCCCGAAUGCGACCAUGUGACCAUAUCCCAGCAUUGGCUUCCCGCUAUGCGCAAUCAUCUACAGCAGAUGACGAGUCUGCUCAACGAGGCAUGCGACUUGAAGCUCGAGUCAAGCGUCAGCCAAGUAAACCUGAGUAGCGUGAGAGGUGCGAUCUUCGGAGAUUCCCCUAGCACUAACAUUGCUCAGGCACUCAAAUCCUUCUCCGAUCAACUGCGCAUGAUCACUGCCGAGUAUCGCAAAAUCGUCGAGUCCGCGGAGUCGCUUGCUGAGCGUGAUACCAAGGCCUCUCAUGAACAACUAAAUGAGCUCGAAGGACAGGUAGAAGAAGCUUUGCAGAAGAUGGCGGUGAAAGACAAGAAGAUUGAAGACAAAGACCGCCGAAUCUCAGAACUUCGAAAUACCGUUCACGAAGUCACCCGCCUUCUGGGUACGUUCAUCCAAAACAACAUCCCUAGUUGGGUCGAUACCAUCCGCGAGCCUAGGACUGUACAAGUUCUUCGAAUCAUAGACGACUACACACGCAAUGAGCCCCACGGGUCUGUCGAUUACGUUCGCGUCGCUGAGGACACCCUGGAUAAAUACGUUGGAGAUUUACGCGAAGCGCGCAGCCUCAUUGGAGAAUAUCGCAAGGUAUUGCAUGGUCAGGGAGCCAUGAUCAGAGAUCAAACCAAAAGCCUUGACGCAACCGUGGACAAGUACGGGAAAGCAAUCAGACUCAUACAGGAAAAGGAUCACGAAGUAUUGCUUCUUGUGCAACAAAACAAUGAUCUGAGCAAACAGCUACAGGAAUGUCGAGCCGCAUUGGCCGAGGACCAACAGGCGCGUUCAGAAUCGGAGAAGAUGGCUCGAAGAUACGAAGAGCUGCGAGGGGCCAUGAUUAGCUUGCAAACGAGCCACACCCUGGAAAUCGAUCAACGCGACGCCGAGAUAUUGAACCUUCGUCAAAAGCUGGGUAGUGCCCGCGAGGAGGUUUUCGCGCGACGAGAGGACGUCAAAAAUGUCAUGUCCCAAGCUCACGCCAUGCUACACGCGUCGACCGACUCAAUCCCAGUGGCUGCUAAGAACAGCAACACCUCCAAAGCUUUGAGAUUCUUCGGAAUGGAGAGAGACAAAGAAAAAUACAGGAAGGGCAUCCCCACAAGCCAUAGCAUGAUCGGACUUCCCUCAUCAGAUUCGAGGUUCUCGUCCAAGGAGGUGGCCACCGCCGUCGACCGGACCGCACUUCGCCACCGACCUUCUCUGCAGGCGCAUACAAAUCCACGAGCACUGACGACGCCGAACACACCAAUUGACAGCUCUCAACGUCCGAAGGAGCCCCUCUUGACAGCACCAACGACUAGGCAGCGCUCCGACUCACUCGGUGCAACACAGCGACAUGGCGUUCUAAAUGCAUCUCCCAUUGACAGCGACAAGUCGCUUCCUUACCCACCAGCCCAUCCGAGGCCAUAUCUUCCAGCGGCUCGAGUUGCCGAAAUUGCUCCAUCCAUUGAGAGCCCUCUCGCCGCCCAGAUCACGUCGGAUUAUCUCAAGGAAGGAAUCAUGGGACAAACCGCUGCCCGGCGUGUGCUAAGCAAAAUCACCGAAGUCUCAUCUCCGGCCAGUACUCUCCAGACGGAGCGAGUCCCAGAUGAAAAUCAAUCGGAUCACAGCGUCGCCAGCAGCGAUCGUGAAGCUUACCGCAGAAGCAUAUGUGCAUUGGAUAUAUUGAACUCCUCAAGUGGACUACCCUACAGCGAGAUUGAAACAGACAUUGAACGAAUCAUCCGUGGUGGACAGCCGAGAAGUCCACCAGAGCCCAACUCCUUUCAGUCCUACUCGGGAUUCGAAGCCAACGACAACGGGGAGAGACAGCGGCGGCAAGACGAGUAUGACGAAGAACAAGUUUACACAGGUGUGGCACGUGUCCUUCACCUUCGACCUGGCACCCGGGACCUCAGAGGAGCAAGCGCAAGAUCAAGCGAAUCAGAACAUCAUAGUUAUGAGAGCGAUUUCGGACGGGAAGGGAGACGCGAGAGAUUUCGGGAGAGCAUGGUGAGCAACGAAUCGGGGUAUCGCACCGAAGACUCGGAACCAAAGACGGUGGCUCAGAUGUAUCAUCAGGGGAGACGACAUAUUCGGGGUUGA
This is a messenger RNA of Fonsecaea multimorphosa CBS 102226, 2751 nucleotides long. RefSeq lists its product as uncharacterized. The record is from RefSeq and is a predicted model, not a curated record. NCBI's taxonomy places the organism in Eukaryota, Fungi, Ascomycota, Eurotiomycetes, Chaetothyriales, Herpotrichiellaceae. Bases 1 to 2751 code for a protein of 916 amino acids. The transcript has a single exon.